Messenger RNA from Canariomyces notabilis, 1337 nucleotides. RefSeq lists its product as uncharacterized. The coding region runs from base 211 to 1062 and encodes 283 amino acids. Lineage: Eukaryota; Fungi; Ascomycota; Sordariomycetes; Sordariales; Chaetomiaceae. The transcript is spliced from 3 exons. The record is from RefSeq and is a predicted model, not a curated record.
UGCUCUCUGCAGCAUAGAGAGUUGAGACGAAGAAAGUUGGCCCUAAACCUCUCGAUUGCUUUGACAGAUAACGGUAAGGUAAGGUAAGGUAAGGUACCCAAGCUACAGUAUCCCUAUGUUCUCUGCAUGACGCUAGGGCCAAGCGGGAGUUGAUCUUGGGGCCAACAUCCAGAAAUACACGACUGAGUUUUACAGUAGGACGGAAUAUGUAUGCAAUCAACACCCAUCCAACACACGCUGGUGGUCCCUUGCGUGGCUGCAUGCUGCGGUACUGCUGCUGCGCGACGGGACGGCAAUAACUUGCACCAACCAACUCCAGACAGAGCCUGGACUGUGAGCCUCCUCUUGAUUAACGAUGUAGCGUUGAUUACAGAAGAGGGAGGCUGCGCCGCCAUGCUAUACCUAACGUUACGGGCAUCUAUCCCACCCCACCUUCACUGGGCUUGUCAUCACCAAGUUGCAACCAUCAAGUCCUGCAAGGUUGGAGGUUGCCAGUGCGGCCGACGACGUCGUUGCCCGUUGGUUCCAUGCUUUUUAUUGUAUCGGUUAUCAGCUUUUAGUUGCAUACCGAGUAGACUUCGUGUGGUGGCUGUUGGUUUAGUUGUCCAUCGGAGUUUGACCGGAGAUGAGGGCAACGAAGCUCCGGAAGCUGCAUUCCUCGGCUAUAGUCUACACGUGUGUAGACAAAAAGGGGGAGAAACAAUGGGCAGAAAGAAGAUGCAACACGAUCAGCGCAGUCCUCGAGCAUUAACGGUAUUCCUUCCUUGUGGUCAGCCUGUGUUGCCCCUUGCACGAUGCAACCCACACUCGUUACUCGCGGUGCGCCCAGAAAGGAAAACAGGGGGUUUCCGAAAACGGGAUCGAGGCUGCAAGAUGCAACAGCGGGCUCAAAAUGGCCUGUUGGUGGGGGCAAGAGAGGAGAACAAUUACGUCUUGUCUGAUCCCCUCUCCGUUUUCUGCCCUCCUCCCGUCCUCCCCGUCCGUCGUCGUGCAAACGCCCUCGCUACGAAUGUGGACCAAGAUCUUGCCCAGGCCGUGGAUCGUGACAACCACAGGACGUAGCCUUUUGCGGGGCUAGGUAGCUAAGGUCCCUGAUCGCGGGUGCUUUUUCGCUACCACGGAGCCAUUGAUCCUUUGGCAGAGGUAUUUUCGCAUCCUGCUGCCGUCAAUUGGCUCUUUUUGCAGAUGAUCAAGACUGUUGACCAGCAAAUAAAAGACAUGACCCGAUCAUGUGGAUUCUCUUGUCGAGAGCAGCUGCUGCUUCACGGCCUUCUCACUCGCUCACCACGGGGAGGUCGGGAUCUCGGCGGUUUCUCGUACUCCUCCGCCUGUGCCGU